Populus trichocarpa (black cottonwood) is the source of this 2974-nucleotide messenger RNA. RefSeq names its product disease resistance protein RPM1. The transcript is spliced from 2 exons. The record is from RefSeq and is a predicted model, not a curated record. Gene Ontology annotation, molecular function: ADP binding. Gene Ontology annotation, biological process: defense response to other organism. The coding region runs from base 83 to 2806 and encodes 907 amino acids. NCBI's taxonomy places the organism in Eukaryota, Viridiplantae, Streptophyta, Magnoliopsida, Malpighiales, Salicaceae.
UUACCAUAUCCUCGUGAAAUCCAUAUCCCUAUGAUUAUUUUGUAGUACUAACUUAUUUUCACUUUCUCCUAGAGAUCAGUCCAUGGAUGCUGAAUGGGUAGCUUUGCUUUUGAUACAGAAAUUCCAAGCUCUUCUUCUAGAUGGAGAAGAAACUAUUACCAAUCCCAGCUUGAGAAAUCAAGUACAGGAAGCAACCAACAAGCUCAUUUUACUUCACCAAUCUAUAAGAGUUUCAACAAAUGAAGAGCAGACAGAGAGGCUUCUACAUGCAUUUUACUCUGCCGAAGAUGCCGCUGAUACCUUCCUUGCAAGAACACUACUCUUGCAAAGGCAGAAACUGAGGGGUUACAAUGAGACUAUAUGUCAACCCUUUAGAGGCUUUAAAGACUUCUGGAUCCAAUUUUUGUUUACUGUUCAAAUCAAGAAAUUCAUGUCUCUGAUAGAACAUGCUGGUUGCAAUAACAACAUUUCUGGGUCAAGCUUACAAGAUGGAACUAUUCUGAAUCCAAGGCAUCAGGGAACAAGAAGAGCAAGUUCUUAUUUAGAAGUGGGUAAAGAUGUUGUUGGUCUUGGUGAUCAAGCGAAGGAGUUGGAAGAGCGCCUAAUUUGCACGAAUGAAAACAUUCAAGCUGCUACUCAUGAACUCAUUUCAGUGGCGGGCGAGAGAGGUUCAGGCAAGACAACUCUUGUCAGGAUGGUGUAUGAAAAGGUAAGGAUUAAAAAGCAUUUUAAGUACUGUAUCUGGGUUAAUGUUAGUAAUUAUGUGGUCAAAGGUAGAGAUGUUGUGCUUGACAUGCUGAAACAAGUUGAUGAGGUAUUAGCUGAAGCAGAAGAGUCCCUUUUUGAGCAAGAAUUGGUGUCUAGACUGGGUGAAGUUUUGAGGAAGGACAGGUAUCUUGUUGUUGUUGAUGAUGUUGGGGCACCUGGAGUGUGGGAAAGGUUACAAAAUGUGAUCCCAAACUCAGAAAAUGGUAGCAGGAUAGUUGUUACUACUCGCAAUAUGGAUGUAGCAGCAUUUGCUUCUACAACUCUACAGAUGGGCAGAUUGAGCAAUGAGGAGAGCUGGGAGCUGUUCUUAAAGAAGGUAUGUUCAGCUGAAGAUACUUUAAGUAAAAAUCUGGAUUUGAGUUUGAUCACAUUCAAGGAGAAAAUCUUGAAACUAUGUGAUGGUUUACCUUUGCCAAUUAGCUUGAUGGGAGGUAUCUUAUCUAAGGUGGAGUUGAGCAAUAGUGAAUGGUCAAGAGUGAUUGAGGAUGCAGAUAAUCUUCAUGGAGAUAUACUUGCUUUAAGCUAUAAAGAACUUCCAUAUCGAAUGAAGCCUUGUUUUCUUUACAUGGGGAUGUUCCCGAAAGGGUUUGAGGUUCCUGUGAGGAGAUUGUUUCAGCUAUGGAUUGCUGAGAGACUGGUGACACCCUCACGUUCAGGGGAAUUAGGCCCUGGAGAAGUGACAGAAGUGUUUUUGGAAGAACUAAUUUACAGGAACAUGAUUGAAGUUGCAAGAUGGAGGUCUGAUGGUAUCCCCAAAACAUGUAGAAUGCCAGGUGCCAUAUAUGAUAUUUUCUCUCCAAAAGCAGCAGCAGAAAUAGGAUUGUUUUACAUCCAUUGCAAGUCACAUUAUUCAUCUGGAGACCAACCAUCAUUCCCGGUCAGGCGACUUGCAUCAUACUUGAGCAUCAAGAACUACCCUUCCUUGGAUUGGUACACUCGAAGUCUCCGGUCUUACAUUUCCUUCAGCACACAUAAAGGGGGUAUACCUGCUCGAGAAAUAGGUAAGUUUCUGAACAAGAUAAUCCUAAGAAGAGACGUAGGAUGGUUGACUGUACUUGACCUUGAAGGUGUAUACAAACCUAGGCUGCCUAAAUCAUUUCAAAAACUGCUGAACCUGAAGCAUCUAGGUUUAAGAUCAACAGCUUUAGAGUCACUCCCAGAGUCAGUUUGUGAUCUGCCAUGCUUGGAAACUUUAGAUGUGAAGCACACUAUGAUAACCUCAUUGCCUGGUUCCAUUUGGACUGCGAAAAACUUGCAACAUCUUUAUAUGGAUUGGAUUCAUUUUGAUGAUAUUUCCAUUCAAGUAUCAUCUGAUUCAGAGCCUUUAUCCAAGCUCCAGACCUUAUGGGGGCUGUCUAUAAGUCAACACAGCCCCAUUUUAAAUUCAUUAUUCAAGAUAACAUGUCUUAGAAAGUUGGCCUUGAGAUUCAGUUCAACAUCACAAGAGCCAAUAAAUAACUGGAUUUCACAACUCACCACCCUUCAAUCUCUACGGUUGAGAUCAAUUAAAAACACCGGCGAGCGUGGAUCCAUCAAAUUGAGUGCCUUGUCAGACCAUCAAAAACUCCUGGACUUGUAUUUGCUUGGAGUGUUACCAAGGCCAAUUAACAUCAAACUACUUCCUCCAAACCUUAAAAUCCUCACUUUAUCAAUGUCACAACUUAGAAAAGACCCGAUGCGGACGCUAGGACAGCUACCUUACCUCAACAUCCUUAGGCUUCUUGCUGAUUCCUACAUGGGGGAAGAACUUGCAUGUUACCAAGGAGGAUUUCCUCAACUCCAUGUCCUGAAACUCUGGAAGCUGGUGGAGCUAAGGGAGUUGAUUGUGAAGGAAGGAGCCAUGCCUUGCCUUAAACAAGUAGAGAUUAGAGCCUGCAAAAGACUAGAGAAGCUUGAGGGAUUAAGCAAACUGACCACAUUGAAGGAAUUAAUACUGACGAACAUGCCAUCACAGUUUGCAAAAGAAGUUAAAGAAAACAUGGGCACAGAUGUGUUUGUCAAAGAAAAUGAAUGGAAAUCUUAUCCUUUGCUGGCCUAAAGGUACUCUUGCAAGCAACAUACAGUCUCAGAGGCAAGAUGUUUUGUUUUGUGUUUGCAAUUGGAAAUAGCCUUCUUGUUAUAACUAUUUGUUACAUCUUUACAUCAAUUUGAACUCUCUGUUGCUAUGAAUGGCAGAUGAUGAAAAGUAUGGCAUUAUUUCUUUCUA